Messenger RNA from Chelmon rostratus (copperband butterflyfish), 7271 nucleotides. Its product is annotated as trichohyalin. Bases 153 to 6683 code for a protein of 2176 amino acids. Lineage: Eukaryota; Metazoa; Chordata; Actinopteri; Chaetodontiformes; Chaetodontidae. The transcript is spliced from 29 exons. The record is from RefSeq and is a predicted model, not a curated record.
GGUCAGGUUCCCUGUUUGAAUGCGCUAACAGUAGUAGCUCGCGUUAGCUUAAUGUUAGGUUUGUAGUUUUAAAGUGGUUGAAUGUUCGUUUGCGGCUUUUUGUGAGCGAAGCUCGGCAGCAGCUUCAGAGGACGCAGAGUUGACCUGACAGCAUGGAGUCGGAGCUGCUGAUUGGGUGGCAGCAGGAGAAGGCGGAGCUUAAACAGGAAGUGUGUCGCCUGCAGGAGGAGCUGGCUGAGAGUCGAGCAGAGCGCGACGAGCUGGAGUCCAGGAGCAGAGCUCUCAAUGACAGGCUGUUCCAGUCAGUGUCUCCCUCGCUCGCCCUCUCUCUGCAAUUGGAGGGUGAGCAGAGGGAGUGGAGGAGGAGGGUGAGGGAGGGGAGAGAGAGGGAGGCCAGACAGGCUCUGCUCAUCCACCGACUGCAGAACAAGGUGUUGGAGUACAGAGAUCGCUGUCAGCACUUGAAUCUUCAGCUGCAGGAUGAACACACACAGCAGCUCAACACUGAGCGAAGGCUCAGAGAUGAACACACUGACUCACUGGAGAGCGCCCUCAUCAGGCUGGAGGAGGAACAGCAGAGGUCUGGUGGCCUGGCAGAUACAAACGUUUUACUGCGGGAGCAGCUCAGCCAAUCAGAGCAGGCUAACCAGGCCCUGAGGGAGGACCUCCAGAAGCUGACUUGUGAUUGGACAAGAGCUGUGGAGGAAGCGGAGCAGAGAGAGGCUGGUUGGCAGAGAGAGCGGGAGUGUCGAUCAGGUCUUGUGGGUCAGCAGCAGGCUCGGUUGUUGUCAGCUUGGAGGUCUGUGAUCGCUCUGAGACAACACUGUCACACCGUAAAAACCGCCGCCGACAGGGAUCUGUGGCAGUUGAGGGCGGAGUUUUCUCGUCUGUCCUCCUGUCUCCUGUCCAGCUGUGACUCCGUCUCCACCUCACUGAGGCUCAACACUCCUCCUAUCAAGCCCUUCUCCCCUGUGCCUCCCCCUCUUCUCCCUUCGGACCCCCCUCCCCCUUCCUCCUCUCCUCCGUUGUCCUCCACCUUGGUCCUCCCUCCUCUGGACUCCUCAUCAUCUGUUCGUCCUCUUGUCUCCUCCCUUACCCUGGGAACCUUCACCUUAGGAGAGCUGGAGCACAAUGAGGAGGAGGACACUGAGGAGGAGAAGCGGGGGAGGUGGGAGGAGAAGGAAGAAGAGCUUGCAGAGUUGAAGCUUCUUCAUGAGAAAAACGUUUUCCAGCUGAAUGAACGGGUUGUGGAGCUGUCUCGCUCACUGCAGGCUGAGGAGAGUCAGAGGGAGGAGAGAGAGAGAGAGGUGGAGAGACUUAGAGAAGCAGAGAGAAGCCUGCAGUCCGUCAGUCUGGCUGUGAUCAAACUGUCCAGGGUCCUGAGCAGCAGCAGCAGCAGCAGCAGCAGCAGGGCUUCAUGUGUCUCCUCAGACGGCGUCCUCAGUCUGGAUCUGGCCUCCCUGCUGUCUGUCCUGUCUCACGCUGAGAGCGCUCUGCAGUGGAGACACGAGGAACUGCAGGGGGCGGAGCUGUCUCUGCGGCGACGCAGCGAGGAGAUGUCAGCACUGCAGCUGCGACUGAAACAGCUGGAGGACGACAACCAGGAGCUGCACACACACACGCAACACACACAGCUUGAGCUCACACACACUCUGGACACAGUGAGCAGGGAGCGGGAGACGUCGUCCCUGCUGCGGCUGCAGGUGGAGGAGGUGCAGAGGAGGGUGGAGGAGGUGCAGAGAGAGAACGACAGGCUGAGGAGGGACAGGGACAGACAGGAGGAGAGAGGCAGACAGCUGGAGGCAGAAACACACAGACGAGUUGAGACUGAACUGUUGGAGAACGUCCAGCUGACUGAGAGAGAAACUCUCCACCAGAUGGAGAUUCACACUCUGAAGGGGGCGUUGGAGAGGCAGCAGUUGGACAGACAGAGGGCAGAAGACGAGGCUGCGGACGCCAGAGAUGCUCUGCAGAAGUCCAGGGAGUGUGUGUUGCGUCUCUCGUCCUCUGAGUGUGUGCUGAAGCGAGAUGUGGAGGAGGGACGGGACGCUCUGGACAAGAUGGCCGCCCUGAACUCGGCUCUGGCCUCGGACAAGAGAGACCUGAACAAACAGCUGCUGCAGAUGGAGUGUGAGCUGUCAGACAGCCAAUCACAGCUGCAGGCUCUGAGGUCAGAGGUCAGCUCUCUGCAGAGGGAGGUCAAAACCCUCAACCUGGACUGCAGCCAGCUCAGAGCUCAGAGAGAGGCGGAGGCCGACAUCAUCUGUCAGCUGAGAGAAAGGGAGAGAGAGACGGAGACGCUGAUGGAGGAGAAGGAGAGACAGUUGGUCUCCCUGAUGGAGGAGAAAGAGAGGGAUGGAGGUCAGAUGGAGGAGCUGUCCUCCCAGCAUGCCUCUGUGUCCGGGGAGCUGAAGGAGGCGCGGGAGCAGCUGCGGCAGGCGGCGGAGGAGCUGAGGAGGAGAGACAGAGAUCAGGAGGAACAACACAGGGAGAGCAGGAGGAUGCAGGAGGAGCGGGACAGCCUGCAGAGACACAGGGUGCAACUGGAGGAGGAGCUGCAGGAGCUCAGGUCUCUGUCAGUGUCGCUCCACCAGCAGCUCAGCCAGCAGCAGAAGCAGCUCUCACAGGUGGAGGUGGACAGAUGUCAGCUGCACACACACAUCCACACCCUGCAGCAGGCCAAAGAAGCCUUACAUGGAGAGAUCGAGUGUCUGAGAGGAGAGCUGGAAGGAGCAACAGCCGGGAGAGGAGAGGAGAGGGAGAGGAGAGAGAGGAGCGAGGAGCAAAGGGACGUGCUGAGAGAGGAGAUGGAGAGACUGACGAAGGAGGCGGAAGAGCUGAGGAGGAGGAGGAGGGAAGAAGAAGAGGAAAGGAAGGAGGAGAAGGAGGCCUGGCAGAGAGAGAGAGAGGCUCUGAGUGAGGAGCUGGGGAUGAGGGACGGAGAGGUGGAGGCACUGAGGAGGCGCAUAGAUGGACUGACAAAGGAGAAGGACGAGAGAUUAAGAGAGGAGGUGACCGAGAGGGAGGCGCGAAUCAGCCACAUGACAGAGAAUAUACAGCGGGCAGAGGGAGAGAAGAAGAGACUAGAGGAGGAGGUGAAGAGACUAGAGGAGGAGGUGAAGAGAAUGGAGGUCAGGGUAAGAGAGGAGGAGGUGCAGAGGGAGGAGGAGAUUGAGGCACUCUGUGACCGGAUAGAGAGAUUAGAAAGAGAGAAGGAGGAGAGGGAGGGGGAGAUGGAGCGACUGAGGAGUGAGGCGGAGGAAGAGGUGGAGAGAUGGAGGAGGAGGGUGGAGGAGGAGAUAAACAGACUGACAAAGGAAACAUCCAAACUGAAGGAGGACAGAGAGGAGGAAUGGAGAGUGAAGGAAGGACUGCGAGAUGAAGAAGAGGAGAAGAGGAGGAGCAGAAUGGAGGAGCAGGUAGAGCGACUGAGGACUGAAGCGAGGAGAGCAGAGGAGGAGGUGGAGAGGCUGAAGGAGAAGGUGGGAGAGGUGGAGCUGCUCAGGGUGAAGCUGAACGUAGCCAAGGAGGAGUGUGAGGAGAUGAAGGAGGAGGUGGAGCGGCAGGAGCGCAGUCUGGAGCGACAGAUUAGCGCUGUGAGGGAGAGGGAGGAGGAGGUGGAGGAGCUGAAGGACCGGCUGAGGCUGGUGGAGAAGCGGGAGGAAGAGGGGGCAAGGGAGCAUCAGGAGGUGAACGACAAACUGCUACAGAGGGAGGCGAGGGUGGAGCAGCUGGAAGCGCUGCUGAAAGAAACCUGGAUGCUCCUGGAGAAAGAGAGGAGGGAGGGAGGAGAAAAAGACAACAGGAUCUCCUCUCAGGCCAUGGAGCUGCAGGAGGCCCGGGCCAAGAGUGAGGGAGCCAGGAGGAGAGCCAGAGAAAGGGAGGAGACCCACGACAGGCUGGAGGAGGAGGUGAAGGAGUGGAGAGAGAAGGCAGAGCAGAAUGCGAGCGAGGCGGCAAAGCUCAAACAUAUCCUGAAGGAGCAAGAGGAGGAGAUGCAGCAGCUAAGAGCCAUGCUGGAGGAGAGGGAGGAGGAGGGGAGAGAGAGGGAGGUGCUGAGGAGAGCAGAGGUGGACAGGAGGAGGACCCUGAACAAUAAGCUGAAGGAGGUGGAAGAGGAGAAGCGGAGACUCGAGGAAAAAGUGAGGGAGGUGGAAGAGGAGUGUGAGGAAGAGAGGGAGGCCCUGAGCAGAGCCAAGGAGGAGAGGAGGAGGUUGGAGGACAGAUGGGAAGAGAAGGAAAAGGAGGAGAUGGAGGAGGGAAGGAAGCGAGAGGAAGAGGUGCUGAGAAGGGUGAGGGAGGAGAAGAGGAGGCUGGAGGAUGAGCUGAUAGAGAAGGAGAAAGAAAUGGAGGGACAGGGGGCGAUACUGAGGAAUAAAGAGGAGGAGAGGAGGAGGCUGGAGGGUGAGUUGAUGGAAGUGAAAGAGGAGCAAGGGAGACUGAUGGAGUCUAAGAGAACCCAACACCUCCUGUUGGAGGAGAGAGGGAGGUCCAGAGAGAGAGAACUGGAGGAAGAGAAGGCAGGACUCUCUGUGGAGCUGAGGAGGAGGGAGAGGGAGGUGACAGCUCUAAGAGAGGAGGUACAGAGGGAGAGAGAUAAGGCACAGGAGGAGCUGAGGAAGCGGAGAGAGGAGGUGUCUGUACUUAGAGAGGAGGUAUUAAGGGAACAAUCUGUGCUGAAGGAGGAGCUACAGGAAAAGCUGAGGAUGACUGAGGAGGUGACAGUUCUCAGAGAGGAGGUGAAAAGAGAACAAAGGGAUAAAAAGGCGGCACAAGGGGAGCUGGUGACGCUCAGAGAGGAGGUGCAGAAGGAGAGGAGGCAGAGCGAGGAGAUACAGGGGGAGCUCAGGAGGACUAAGAGUGAGCUGACAGUCAUCACAGAGGAGGUCCAAAGGGAAGAACAGGAGAAGGAGCAGGUACAAGAGAAGUUAGCAAGGACGGAGAAGGAGGUGAUAACUCUCAGAGAGGAGGUGCAGAAGGAGCAGACAAACAGAAGGGAGGCCCAGGAGGAGUUGAGGCAGAGGGAGAGGGUGCAGGAGGAGCUGAGGAGGAGUGAGAGGGAAGUGUCUGUCCUUAGAGAGGAGGUACAAAAGGAACAAAGGGAGAAGAAGGAUACAAAGGAGGAGCUGAUGAAGAGGGGGGAAGAGGUGACAGCUCUCAGAGAAGAAGUGCAGAAGGAGCAGAGGAGGAGGGGGGAAGCCCAGGAGGAGCUGAGAGGAGUGCUGCAGAGUGCGGAGGUGAUGGAGGAGAAGCUGAGCUCCCUGCAGACUCAGGUGUCUGAUCUGAGUCGGAGUAGGGAGCGAGUGAGGCAGGAGGUGAAGGAGAAGGAGGAGGAGAAGCAGCAGAUGAAGGAGGGUCUGAGGGCCGCGCUGGAGGAGAUGACCAAGCUGAAACUCCUCCUGCAGGAGAGCCACACAGAGGGGGAGCGUCUGAGGAGCGCUUUGAAGGAGGAGAAGGAGAAGAUGGAGACAUUCAGAGAGGAGAAGCUGCACACUGUCAGGGAGGAGGUGCUACGAGAGAGGGAGGAGGCAGAGGAGCUGAGAGCCAGAGCCAAGGCCCUGGAGAGGAGGAGGAGGGAGAUGACAGAGGAGCUGGAGGAGGCUCGACAGGCAAAGGAGAAGGCGGAGGAGAAGAGGAGGGAGGUGGAGGACCAGUGGAAAAGCAAAGUGGAAGAGAUGGAGAAGGAGCAGGAGGUGAAGCUGAAAGCGCUGUCGAGAGAAAUCGAGAUGCUGAAGGAGACUGAGAAGGAGUGGAGGUCCAGGUUGGAGGAGGCUAAGAAGGAGGUGGAGGAGAGCUGGGCCGAGCUGAGUCGGGUCAGAGCCACGAUGGCCAUGUUGGAGGAGCAGAAAACACAGAUCUCCUCCCCAGCUGCCGAGGGAGUGAGAGAAAGGAGGACAGGCCAAGAGACGGAUGAGAAGGAGAGAGGAGGAGGAGCAGGAGCAGAGGAGGAGGAGGAGGAGGAGCAGAUCUCCUCUCUGCUGCAGGAGAAAGAGGAGAUGAGGAGGCUGCUGAGGCAGAGAGAAGCUGAGGUGUACGCUCUCACUCAGAGGACGGAGGAGCUAGAGAAAGACAGGGAUCGUGUCCGAUUGGCUCUGGAGCGAACUGAGGCAGCUAUGAUUGGCUACAGGGAGAGAGCCCACCAACAGGAGCAGAGCCCGGGGGCGGGGUCUAACCCAGAUGAGCAGCGUGUGGGGGAGCGACUGGUGGUUCUACAACGUCUGGUGGCUGAACUGGAGCUGGAACUGAAACGACUGAACAAGAAGAACUCUCACCUGGAAGAUCAGAAAGAAAAACUGAAGAGAGACAGAAACACACUGAGAGACACACUGAGACAGGUGGAGGAAGAACGUUCAAGGUUCAGACAGCAGCUGACUGACAGCAGCAGAUCUCAGGAGUGUGGAGACACCACAGAAGAAGAACACCUGAGGACCAGAGUGAUGGAGCUGGAAGGCCAGGUGAGUCAGCUCCAUCUCUCAUUGGCCGUGGAUCAACAGCAUAAGGCGGAGUUUAUCCAGGAGUCCUCCAGAAACAGCCAAUGGCUACUGUCUCUGAGAAACGACCUCACCGACUCGCUGGCCGCUGUCACACGCUGUCCAAUCCCAUCCGUCCUGGAAUCUGAGACGCAGCGAUUGGACCGCAGCCUGAGGGAGGAGGAGCUUAGGAUGUCCCUCAGCCAAUCAUAAUAAUAACUCUUAACUGAAGCUUCGGACCAAAAACUUGAAAAUUUAAAAACUUUACAGGCUCAAAGGCAGCCUGCUGUGUCCUGUCGCCAUGGAAGCAGCUUGAUGUUUCCCUCAACACAACGUGCGUUUUAGAGCUGUCAUCUCAUUGGUUGCAGCUGUGUCUGAUGAAAGCGUGACGCAGGCUGCGUUCAGGAACCGUCGGACAGUCGAUCCGAACUGAUCGAUUUAUUGGUGACGGGCGAUUCUGUCUGAGUGGCUGAAGGAACUCGUGAGCUACGAGUCGCUGAGCUCAGCUCGCUCAGGUCCAGGUUCUGUCUUUUCUCAACCUGAGAAAACUUUGACCUGGACUUCAGAGACUUUUUAAAGUGUUCGUGUGUUUCAGAGAAGACAAACUGUUCAGGCGUCACAUCGAAGGUAAAAUGUUUGCAGAGUUAUUUAUUGUUGUGUUUUUGUAUUUAUUGUAUUUUCAUUUCUGUCUGACCCCUGAGCCACGACACACUACAUUUCCCAUGAUCCUCCAGUCUGGCUCAGGUGAAGGUCAGAGUACAGCUGUGUGUGUGUGAAGUUCAAUAAAGACCAGAGUUUUAC